Messenger RNA from Orycteropus afer afer, 772 nucleotides. It is a transcript of the gene GPX8, whose product is annotated as glutathione peroxidase 8 (putative). Gene Ontology annotation, molecular function: glutathione peroxidase activity. NCBI's taxonomy places the organism in Eukaryota, Metazoa, Chordata, Mammalia, Tubulidentata, Orycteropodidae. Gene Ontology annotation, biological process: response to oxidative stress. The record is from RefSeq and is a predicted model, not a curated record.
AAACUGAACCGGUUUCAAGUUUCAGCUCCUCCUUGAAUUCCAGCCUGCUGAGCAUUCCCUGUAGAAUCAUCCAAAAUGGAGCCUCUUGCAGCUUAUUCUUUAAAAUGUUCGGGGCCCAAAGCAAAGGUAUUUGCAGUUCUUCUGUCUAUGGUUCUAUGCACAGUAUUGCUAUUUCUUUUACAACUAAAAUUCCUAAAACCCAGAAUCAACAGCUUGUAUGCCUUUGAAGUGAAGGAUGCAAACGGAAGAAUCGUUUCUCUGGGAAAGUUUAAAGGAAAAGUUUCACUAGUUGUAAACGUGGCUAGUGACUGCCAACUCACAGACAGAAAUUACUUAGCACUGCAGGAAUUGUACAAAGAUUUUGGACCAUUCCACUUCAGCGUCUUGGCUUUCCCGUGCAAUCAGUUUGGAGACUCGGAGCCACGCCCAAGCAAGGAAGUAGAAUCUUUCGCAAGAAUGAACUAUGGAGUCACAUUCCCCAUCUUCCACAAGAUUAAGAUUCUAGGACCUGAAGCGGAACCAGCAUUUAGAUUUCUUGUCGAGUCUUCAAAGAAGGAACCAAGGUGGAAUUUUUGGAAGUAUCUGGUCAACCCUGAGGGCCAAGUUGUGAAGUUCUGGAGGCCAGAGGAGCCCAUUGAAGUCAUCAGGCCUGAUGUAGCAGCUCUGGUUAGACAAAUGAUCAUAAAAAAGAAAGAGGACCUAUGAAAAUGCCCUUGAACCAUUCUCAUGCAAUAGUCAGAACAGAAGUGUCUGUCUGGUUUCAGUUUAAACA